UGUUGGUGUGGAGUUACCUCUGUGGUAUUGCAGCGCCGAGAACUUAUCAGCAGAAGUAAUUUAACUGUCAUUAACUGUCAUUUACUGAUAGGAUGGGACAGGGGACAGUGGGGUUCACAGGGGAGAUGUGGCUCACUCUCCUUUCUGCUCCAGCCACUCUGCUGUCCCUCCUCGGCUCCCAGCAGCUCACAGAGCAGAGGGACUCGUGCCGUGCCACACUGCCGGCUGGGCAAAGGUCCUGCUGUGACCUCUGUCCCCAACCCCAUCCUGCACCCGGCCAUGGAGCUGCUGGGGAUCCUGAGCCCCCCGUGGUGGCUCCUGCUGCUCCUGCUCCCGGCCCUGCUGCUCUGGGCCAUGCACAGAAGCCCCUGGGAGCCCCACAAGUGUCCUGCUGACCUGACGGGCAAGACAGUGAUUGUCACCGGAGCCAACAGCGGCAUUGGCAAAUGCGUGGCCAUGGAUUUGGCACGCCGGAAUGCCCGCACCAUCCUGGCGUGCCGGAGCCAGGAGAGGGGCCAGGCGGCCGUGGAGGAGAUCCGGGCAGCCACUGGGAACCCAGCAGUGGUGCUGAGGCUGCUGGACACCGGCUCGCUGGCCUCGGUGCGCGCCUUUGCCAGCGCUGUGCUGCGUGAGGAGUCACGGCUGGACGUGCUGGUGAACAAUGCUGGUGUCACUGGGCUGCCCUUUGCCAUCACAUCAGAGGGCUUGGAGCAAACCUUCACCAUCAACUACCUGGGCCCGUUCCUGCUCACCAACCUGCUCCUGGACCUCCUGAAAGCCUCGACCCCCGCCCGGGUGGUGAACGUGUCAUCGUUCCGGCACAGCGUGGGCACGGCUGACAGCGCGUUCCUGACAGGGCAGCGCUGCCCAGGCGGGUACGACGCUGCCUACAACAGCACAAAGCUGAUGAAUGUGCUCUUCACCGCCGAGCUGGCACGGCGCCUGGAGGGCACAGGGGUGACGGCAAACGCGCUGAGCCCCGGCGUGGUGAGCACCAGCAUCAUGCGCCACUUCAGCUGGCCCGUGCGGGCGCUCUUCAGCCUCCUCCGCCCCUUCAUGAAGUCUGCCGAGCAGGGCGCUGCCAGCACCAUCUUCUGCGCCGUCUCGGAGGAAGCUGCGGGCAUCACCGGGAAAUAUUUCGACAGCAGCUGCCGGCUGGCGCUGCCCUCCGCGGCCGCCCGCGAUGCUGCGCUGGCACGGAAGCUCUGGGAGGCAUCGGAGCGGCUGACGGGGCUCACGGAGCAGGGCUGAGCCACCGGGAUGGGGGACACGGAUACCGCUCUGCUCCCCCUGUGCUGCCGUGGGGACAACACGGCGCCGGCCAGAUGUGACUGCCACACUUUUAUUAAAAACCCGCUACUCCCA
Catharus ustulatus (Swainson's thrush) is the source of this 1365-nucleotide messenger RNA. Its product is annotated as retinol dehydrogenase 12-like. The transcript is spliced from 6 exons. The record is from RefSeq and is a predicted model, not a curated record. Lineage: Eukaryota; Metazoa; Chordata; Aves; Passeriformes; Turdidae. The annotation marks the transcript as partial.